Hippopotamus amphibius kiboko is the source of this 878-nucleotide messenger RNA. RefSeq names its product NME/NM23 nucleoside diphosphate kinase 2 (gene NME2). Lineage: Eukaryota; Metazoa; Chordata; Mammalia; Artiodactyla; Hippopotamidae. The transcript is spliced from 5 exons. The coding region runs from base 282 to 740 and encodes 152 amino acids. The record is from RefSeq and is a predicted model, not a curated record. Gene Ontology annotation, molecular function: nucleoside diphosphate kinase activity. Gene Ontology annotation, biological process: CTP biosynthetic process; regulation of apoptotic process; UTP biosynthetic process.
UCUACUUGUGGCACGUCCAGGUGGGGGAGAAAUCACUUCCUGCCUCUGGAGUCCUCUCGGCUUAUUCUGCAAACCCGGGGCGUGGACAGAGUCGUUGUCCGCGUCCGGCCUCGCGGGUUGGGCGGCGGGCCAUCCGGGGUGUGUCCGCCGUGGGCCCCUCCUCCGCGGGUUUCCUGCCGCGGUGGUCGCUCGGCGCUCGGCUUUUCGGCUCCGGCUCCGGCUCCGGCUCCGGCCCCGGCUCCGGCCCGCAUCGCAGUCUCCGCUCGCCAGCUUACCGGACCAUGGCCCACGCGGAGCGCACCUUCAUCGCCGUCAAGCCCGACGGCGUGCAGCGCGGCUUGGUGGGCGAGAUCAUCAAGCGCUUCGAGCAGAAGGGAUUCCGCCUUGUGGCCAUGAAGUUUCUUCAGGCCUCUGAGGAACUCCUGAAGCAGCACUACAUAGACCUGAAAGACCGCCCAUUCUUCACGGGGCUGGUGAAGUACAUGAACUCAGGGCCGGUUGUGGCUAUGGUCUGGGAGGGCCUGAAUGUAGUGAAGACAGGGCGAGUGAUGCUUGGGGAGACCAACCCAGCGGAUUCUAAGCCAGGCACCAUUCGUGGCGACUUCUGCAUUCAAGUUGGCAGGAACAUCAUUCAUGGCAGUGAUUCAGUAAAAAGUGCUGAGAAAGAAAUCAGCCUGUGGUUUAAGCCCGAAGAAUUGGUUGAGUACAAGUCUUGUGCUUUUGACUGGAUAUAUGAAUAAGAGGUGGACGGAGCAUCAGUGCCCUCUGGCACCGCUUGAUGUGUCUCUAAGCACAGCUCUUCAUUCCACUGACUUGGAAGCAGUAGGAUGGAUGUUUCUUUCCUAAAGCAUAUUUACAAAUAAAACCUUUGAAAACUG